Messenger RNA from Penicillium maclennaniae, 288 nucleotides. RefSeq lists its product as uncharacterized. Bases 1 to 288 code for a protein of 95 amino acids. The transcript is spliced from 2 exons. The record is from RefSeq and is a predicted model, not a curated record. Lineage: Eukaryota; Fungi; Ascomycota; Eurotiomycetes; Eurotiales; Aspergillaceae.
AUGGCGUCUUCAUCCAAUAACCGUGGCUGGGAACUCCAGCCAAAAGAUGCCAAACUAGCACUGGCCGAGGACAAAUGGGACGACUGCAUGGCCUGCAGGGUGACCGGCUCUGCUGCAUUCAUCGGUGCCGGUAUCUACAGCUACCACAGCGGCAUGACCAACCUUCGCAAACAAGAGAAGAGCAUUAUGCAAAGCACAUCAAAAUACAAGAUGGGCUCGCGCCAGCUCGGAGUUUCCGCCAUCGCUGGAACACUCAUUGCCAUGGGUGUCUACCGAGCAUUCAAUUGA